Molecule: messenger RNA, 852 nt
Organism: Thecamonas trahens ATCC 50062
Lineage: Eukaryota; Apusomonadida; Apusomonadidae
Exons: 2
Coding region: 43-852 (269 amino acids)
Source: RefSeq, a predicted model, not a curated record
AGCCCCACCCGGCCGUGCCCGCAGGCCCUGAGUCGGUCCACCAUGUCCCGCACCACCACUACCGCCACCGCCGCCACUACCACGACGAUCUUCUGCUGCUCCUCCGUCGUCGUCGUCGUUGUUGCCGUCCUCGCCACCGCUGCCUCGGCCUCGCUCUGCCCGCUCACCGCCCAGCUCCCUGCUUCUGCGGCGGCGACCAGUCUCUCCAGCUGUCGGAUUUACGCCGAUCGCGAGGUGUGCUGCCCAGAGGGCUCGGCGUCUGCUGCUGCGCGCGAUGCUGCCAUCGCCUCGCUCAUCUGCGCUCUUCACUGCGCGCCGGAGGCUGCUGUUGGCCUUGCUGACGAUGCCGACGGCCGCGCCCGCAUCCAUCUCUGCGCUGCCUCGUGCACUGCCGUCCAUGCCGCCUGCGCAUCGGUGCUAGACGAUGAAGCGCUCGCUGAGAGCCCCAUCGCCUUUUGUGCCCGGCUCGCUGCCGACCUGCUUGUCGCCCCGGACGCGUCUGGGGCCGCCGCUGCCGUCUUUGACGGAGUUGGCUCCGACACGCCGUGCUUUGCGGUCUUCCCGACGCCGCUCCCGUUGCGCGCGGCGUCGAGCGAUACCGCGUUGUGGCGCGCGCGUGGCGCCGUCGUGGGCACUGCGCUUGCCGGCUUUGUCGCCAUUGCGGCGUACGCGUGGUGCGGACUCCCGUUUGCCCGCCCGCAGCCGUAUGCGCUUGUCGACGACUCGGUCUUUGCCCUGGGCUCGGCCUCGUCGUCGCUUGACGGCACCGAGCUGCAGGACCUCAUUGUCUCGCCCUCGCCGAGGAGCAGCUCGCCGUCGUCAUCGGCGUCUGUGGCGUCAGCAGGACUGUAG